CCGGAUGUUGCUCAGGAGGCAGGAGAUGAAGAAAGCAAAGGCAGCGAAGGCCAUCGUUUUGAGAGCACAGAGAAGAGAGAGGAAUCAUGGUUAUGCUGAAGAUUUCAUCUUUCCUUGCUGUCUAUGCCUUGGUUGUGUGCCAGAUGGACAGCUUCCAGGCAGCCCCGGUCAGACCUGGCUUAGAGUCCGUAACAGAUCGAGUGAUGCUAAGUGACUAUGAAGCUCGGAGAUUAUUAAAUGCACUGGUGAAAGAGUUCAUACAGAUGACAGCAGAAGAGCUGGAGCAAGCCUCUGAGGGGAAUAGCCUGGAUAGACCUAUUUCCAAACGCUGUGCCAGUCUGAGUACUUGUGUGCUGGGCAAACUGUCUCAAGAAUUGCACAAAUUGCAAACUUACCCUCGCACUGACGUCGGGGCUGGAACUCCUGGCAAGAAGCGGAGUGCGCUGAGUGACCCGGACCAUGAACGCUAUGCAAACUAUGGGGAGCCCCUGGGAGACAACUAGACAUGCUUAAUUCUGCCCUUCUCCCUUUUUUUAACUUGAUGCAUGUGGAUCUAACUUUGAUUGCUAACUUUGCUAUGUUCUUUUGAUUCUGUUUUCGACAGAGAAUGUUUGAGGUGGACCUAAUAUUAGGAAGACAGAGACCAUAACACGCAUAUCAGGCUAGGGGAAAAAAUAAAUAAGAAUGAACAGCACAGCCUUGAGAUUUCAAAUGAUUUUCUUAGACGUUCACUUAAAAAAAAACCAAAAAAACACAAAAAACCUAAAUGAGGCUCUUCAUUUCUGGCUACUAAAUGUACAAGCAGACUUUUCUUUCAUGCCUGCCCAUGCAUUUACUCAAUAAACCUAUUUUUCUAUAAGGAU
Struthio camelus australis is the source of this 863-nucleotide messenger RNA. The record is from RefSeq and is a predicted model, not a curated record. Lineage: Eukaryota; Metazoa; Chordata; Aves; Struthioniformes; Struthionidae.